GAGCCAGGACCGGAGCCUGCGGGAGGAGCUGACCUGUGCCAUCUGCUGCGAGCUCUUCAGCGAGCCCGUCAUGCUGGACUGCAUGCACCACUUCUGCAAGGCCUGCAUCCAGGGCUACUGGGAGAGCUGCGCCCACGUCCCCUCCUGCCCCCAGUGCCGCCGCGAGUUUCCCAGCCGGACGUUCCGCACCCACUACCUGCUCUCGGGGCUGGUGGAGAAGGUGCGGGAGUGCACCAGUACAAGAUGCAGGUGAGUGGCUUCUAAGCACCUGGAAGAUGCUUUGGAAGCUCGUCAGAAGGAGAUGGAGAACUUGUUGCGGAGGAAGCGUGCGACGCAGGAAGAUAUCUGUGGCCUGACGAAGGUGUCUGGGGAGCUGAACUUUAAGAUCCGUGCAGAGUUUGCCCGCCUUCAUCAGAUCCUGGAGGAAGAGGAGAGAGCUGUGUUGGCAGAGCUGGGCGAAAAGGAAGAGCAGUUGCUGGCACGGCUGCACGGGGAUGUGCACGGGCUGGAGGAGGGGAUGUCAGUGCUGCAGAGGGACAUAGAGCGCAUAGAGCAGACCCUGGGCAGGAUGGAAGAGGUGUCGUUGCUGGAGGUGGAGAGCCUGGAUAUCAGGCCCUCGGUGCGCGUCAAGACGCAGCAUGCCUUCGACCUGCAGCACUACAGGGACAGCCGCAGUGGCCCUUUGCAGUACAUCUUCUGGAGACAGAUGCUGCAGUCCAUCUGCCCCACUCCUGCCCCACUCACCUUCGACCCUGAGUCAGCCCACCCCAACCUGGUCUUCUCCAGAGACCUGACAGCAGUGACAGAGAGGAAUCGAGCCCAGCCCGUGCCCAGCAUGGGGGUCUUCCUGGACUGUCAGGAGGGCACUGUCACCUUCUUUGAUGCCGGCGACAUGUCCCAUCUCUUCACCUUCCACCAGGUCUCUGCAGAGAAAUACUGCCCCUUCUUCAGCACCUGCUUCAGCGACGGGAGGGACAACAUGGAGCCCAUGCGGCUCUGCCACCUGGCCCUGUGA
Molecule: messenger RNA, 1015 nt
Organism: Pelecanus crispus (Dalmatian pelican)
Lineage: Eukaryota; Metazoa; Chordata; Aves; Pelecaniformes; Pelecanidae
Source: RefSeq, a predicted model, not a curated record